AUGGCGAGCGUCAAAGAAGUCCAGUUCAAGUCGUUCACUGACCAGAAACCUGGUACUUCGGGUCUUCGUAAGAAGGUCACCGUCUUUCAGCAGCCACACUACAGUGAAUCCUUCAUUACCUCCAUCCUCUUGUCUAUACCCGAAGGUGCGGAUGGUGCUUUCCUCGUCAUCGGCGGUGACGGGAGAUUUUGGAACCCGGAAGUCGUGCAGUUGAUUGCAAAGAUCGGUGCAGCAUAUGGUGUCAAGAAGCUUGUGAUUGGGCAGAAUGGCAUUCUCAGUACCCCUGCGGCCAGCCAUGUCAUCCGGGUACGCAAGGCCACUGGAGGCAUACUCCUGACUGCCAGUCACAACCCAGGUGGGCCCAAGGCCGACUUUGGCAUGAAGUAUAACCUCUCCAACGGAGCUCCAGCACCAGAAUCCGUGACGAACAAAAUCUUCGAAAAGUCCAAGACCCUUACCUCGUACAAGAUCGCGGACAUCCCAGACAUCGAUAUCUCUACUAUUGGCACCAAGAAGUAUGGAGAUCUGGAGGUUGAGAUCAUUGACUCCACAGCCGACUACAUUGCCAUGCUGAAAGAUAUCUUUGACUUUGACCUCAUCCGAUCAUUCUUUAAAGCGCAACCCAACUUCAAGGUCUUGUUCGAUGGAAUGUCUGGUGUUACAGGUCCAUACGGUGUCGCCGUAUUCCAGAAAGAGCUUGGUUUGGGACCGGACAGCACGCAGAACUGCUCACCUAGCCCAGACUUCAACGGUGGUCACCCGGAUCCCAACUUGACCUACGCACAUGAUUUGGUUGCCAGAGUAGAGAAGGAGGGCAUACACUUUGGCGCAGCCUCGGAUGGCGACGGCGACAGAAACAUGAUCUAUGGCAAGAAUGCCUUCGUCUCGCCCGGUGACUCUCUGGCCAUCAUUGCCCACUAUGCCAAGAAGUACAUCCCCUACUUUAAGAAACAGGGCGUUUACGGUCUGGCUCGGUCCUUCCCCACCUCGGCGGCCUUGGACCUGGUGGCCAAGAAGCAGAACUUGUCCCUCUAUGUCGUCCCCACCGGAUGGAAAUUCUUCUGCGCUCUGUUCGACGCCAACAAGAUGUCCAUCUGCGGUGAAGAGUCUUUCGGUACCGGUUCGAACCACAUCCGAGAGAAAGACGGUGUGUGGGCCAUCACGGCUUGGCUGAACAUCAUUGCUGGAGUAGGUACGGAGACGGGCGUGUUCCCAUCGAUUGGAGAAAUCCAAAAGGAGUUCUGGCAAGAGUAUGGACGGGUGUACUUUACGCGGUAUGAUUAUGAGAAUGUUAGUAGUGAAGGUGCGGGAGAUAUGAUCAAGUCUCUCGAGGAUAAGAUCGCCGACAAGGGCACCAUCGGUUCCGAUCUCUCUGGUCGCAAGAUCACCGAAGCCGGCAACUUCUCGUAUACUGACCUGGAUGGCUCCGUGUCGAAGAACCAGGGUAUCUACUUCAAGUUCGACGACGGUACGAGAGUGGUGGUGCGCUUGUCGGGUACAGGCAGUAGCGGAGCCACCAUCCGUCUCUACGUCGAAAAGCUGGAGGAGGACAAGAGCAAGGUCGGAGAGGACACACAGACAUACCUCAAGGGUUCCGUGGAUCUUGCUCUCGACUUGCUCCAGCUUCAGAAGUUUAUAGGCCGAACUGAACCGGAUGUCAAGACCUGA
Exophiala spinifera is the source of this 1668-nucleotide messenger RNA. Its product is annotated as phosphoglucomutase. Bases 1 to 1668 code for a protein of 555 amino acids. NCBI's taxonomy places the organism in Eukaryota, Fungi, Ascomycota, Eurotiomycetes, Chaetothyriales, Herpotrichiellaceae. Gene Ontology annotation, biological process: carbohydrate metabolic process. Gene Ontology annotation, molecular function: phosphoglucomutase activity; magnesium ion binding. The transcript is spliced from 3 exons. Gene Ontology annotation, cellular component: cytosol. The record is from RefSeq and is a predicted model, not a curated record.